Humulus lupulus (European hop) is the source of this 1062-nucleotide messenger RNA. RefSeq lists its product as uncharacterized. The coding region runs from base 1 to 1062 and encodes 353 amino acids. Lineage: Eukaryota; Viridiplantae; Streptophyta; Magnoliopsida; Rosales; Cannabaceae. The transcript has 4 exons. The record is from RefSeq and is a predicted model, not a curated record.
AUGAAAAAAUUGGAUGCAUUACAUUAUAAGAUAGUGGAAACUCUAUGCAACCUUGAAAUGUUUUUUCCGCCAUCCUUCUUUGACAUUAUGAUUCAUUUAAUGGUUCAUCUAGUAAGGGAAGCCAAGUUGUGUGGACCAGUUUGGGCGAGAUGGAUGUAUCCAUUUGAAAGAAGUAUGAAGGUGUUGAAAAGUUAUGUGCGUAAUCAUUAUCGUCCUGAAGCUAGUAUGGUUGAAUGUUAUAUAUCGGAAGAGGCAGUAGAAUUUUGCUCAGAAUACAUGAGUGGGGUUGAAGCAAUCGGAAUCAGCAAACCACGAAAUAACUCAGAUGGAGUUGAUAAAGGACUACGAGGGAAUGGAACAGUGACCACCGUGUCUAGGGCAGAAUUAGAUCAAGCUCAAUUAGUUGUGUUGCAAAAUAAUCCUGAGAUUCAAUCAUAUAUAAUUGAUCACAUAGAGUUAUUACGGUCGAUGAUUCCAAACAAGAUUAAAAAUAAACAAAAAUGGGUUAUAGAUGAGCAUAAUAAAACGUUUUGCCAGUGGCUGAAGAAUACAAUUUUGACGAAGUUGGGAGAAAAAAAUCAUGGACUGUCGACUGAGUUGAAGCGCAUAUCUCUUGGAGCAAGCAUUGAUGUAAUAAAGCAUCAAGCUUACAUUGUUGAAGGGAAACGAUUUCAUACUAAGUCAAGAGAUGAUGCUCGACUGGUUCAAAAUAGUGGAGUAAGUGUAGUCGCAGAAGCUAUGCAUUUUGCCAGUGCAAAAGAUAAUAACCCAAUUUCAGGCACAAUGACAUACUACGGGGUUGUUGAAGAAAUAUGGGAGCUAGAUUAUUCAUUAUUUCGUAUUCCUCUUCUUAAAUGUUCUUGGGUAGACAACAAUACUGGAGUUAAAACUGACGAACUUGGAUUCACUCUGGUUGAUUUAAGCAAGAAGGGAAGCAAGAACGAUCCUUUUAUCAUGGCUUCCCAAGCGAAACAAGAACAUGAUAAUGAAAGCGAUAGCGAUGAUCGUGAUUAUCUUAGAACCGACAUCGAAGAAGGAAUAUGGGUCGAUUAUGGCGAAUAA